Messenger RNA from Suillus subalutaceus, 1085 nucleotides. RefSeq lists its product as uncharacterized. The coding region runs from base 309 to 815 and encodes 168 amino acids. The record is from RefSeq and is a predicted model, not a curated record. NCBI's taxonomy places the organism in Eukaryota, Fungi, Basidiomycota, Agaricomycetes, Boletales, Suillaceae. The transcript has 7 exons.
GUUACAUCAUGUACCAAACUCAGGUACUUAUUACUUACGGCCAAGGCCAAACUCAACUAUAUAUCAGGUACUCAUUGCUUCCAAUGUACGUCUUUCCGAGCACCAUUCGGGCUUUCUGGACCCCACUCCGUGGCGCUCAUCUAACGGUUCUUGGAGUUCUUGAGGUGAUACCGCAGCAAAUGCUAUGCGGGCCUCGAGGCAAGGGCAUGGUGUUAUUUAAUGUACGUGGCAUUCUCUCUUUCUCAGACUCUAACCCCUUCAACCAGCACCCUACCGUUGCUGAUCCUGAUCGUUAAUAAUAAUUCAUCAUGAAUGAAGACAAUCAAUCGACAGAUUUGAGCCCAGCUCCUCCUCCAGAACUUCGCACACCCGGCGCAAUCGCUGGCAAAGGCUCGGGCCGAUCCCGCGGCAAAGUCAGUCGAUUUCUGGGAAAGUUCAAAAGUGGUAUAAAAAGUAUAUCUUGCACAAAUGAUUCCCACAACCACAACCCUAUUCUCUCAAACAGUGAUCAUGAACGUAAUCAGGUUGCCCCCAGGUCUCCUGUUGUGGACCAAAGUGUUGAUCCCCAAUCAGCACUUCAAAUCGCCAAAGAAUAUGCACAGCGCAUGCAUCCACUCUCGGGACAUGCGCAAACUGUGGCGUCUGCUACCCAAAAUGCGCCAGCGGGUCUCGAUACUGCAGACAAUCUCGCGGCCACAUAUCUCCAACCACUCAGGAUAUUUGACACUGUUAUUGGGAAGAUAGCAGAUGUACAUCCAUAUGCAAAGAUGGCAUUGGGCGUGUUGUCUUGUGCAUCACAGCCGUCAUUCGUGUAGAUCAUUCUUGCUCAGGCGGAUCGCGAUAGAUUGGUGUUUCAGCUUCUCAAGAAAUUGGGUCAGGUUUACGGCUUUAUGGCACAAGACGAGACACUUGGUCAGAUCUCGUCGAUGCGUGCUAUCGUCGGACAGAUCUCUCAACAAACCCUUGAAUGUGCGCAUUUUAUUAGUGAUUAUUCAGAGAGGAAGAACUUUUGGAUCAGACUCGGAAAGAACGUCAUCUCGGAAACAAAUGAUACAAUUCAGAAGUACAAUAACGUGUUGGAUACA